This is a messenger RNA of Cephus cinctus (wheat stem sawfly), 2769 nucleotides long. RefSeq lists its product as uncharacterized. The coding region runs from base 869 to 2734 and encodes 621 amino acids. NCBI's taxonomy places the organism in Eukaryota, Metazoa, Arthropoda, Insecta, Hymenoptera, Cephidae. The transcript has 5 exons. The record is from RefSeq and is a predicted model, not a curated record.
ACUGAGGAGUUGCUCAAAAAAAAAUGUAUUCACUGAUCAUUCCUCAGGCUGAAAAUGCGCUGACGUUGAACGCAAUGCGCUGACUUAGCUAUUUAUUGACUGCCAGCUGGGCCUGAUUGACGUUACUGCCUUUUGCAUGAAUAUGGUUACUGGGUCUCAUUGGCUGUCUACUACGCAAUCUGUUAAAACAUUGCUGGAUUCUUGAGAACCGCCAUUUCUUUUACUUCGUAAUAAGAUUGUGAUACAAUCGUUAUUAUAAACAAUUGUUCCGUCAUUUACAAUGUGAUACCAAUUGAAUAAUGAUCCAGAUAGUAUCAAUGUACUGUAUCAAUUGAAAUUAGUUACUUGCAUGGAGGUCCUGUAUGAUUAAGAUACUGGAUUUUUUAAAUUCAUAAUUUAUGGAAUUAUCGGCAAGGUCGGUCGAAGACCUUGCCCCCCAUAAAGGAUAUAAAAAUACCUGACUAAUGUCAGAUGAACCAGUUAGUCAGGCUGCUGUGGUCCAUGGCCCAGAUUUGCGCCCUUCCAGCAUCUCCUAUAAAAACCUCCCGGACGCAUCGUUCUCUUGCAUUCAGUUCAGUUGCAUCGGUGUGCAAGAAAUAUUGUUCUUCAUAGGAUUGAGAAAAAAAAAAGCUUUUUUGAAAUGAUCUUUAGCCAAGAUCUUGUUGUUCACUUUGUUUGUAUUUUGGUUUGAAAAGUGCUUCAUUGUUUGUUCUAUGUGCUCAGUGAUUUUCUGUUUUUUAGUGGUAUUCAUAGUGACGGCACUGUCACUUAUGUUAGUAUAUAAGCCGUUUCACAUUUGGCAGGUCAACACCAUUGAGUGAGGAUUGACAGAAAAUUAUUUUGAAGAUCUUAAGGAUAUCCUGGAGCCAUGAAGAUCCUACUGAUCUUAGCUUUGACUUCCUUGGCAAGGUGUUCCUUAUUGGAAAUGUCUCAAGUACUCUGGACCAAACUGCUGGCUGGUGGAAUCACAAAGUUUGGUACCCUGGACCCUUUGAGGGUUCCUGUGAUUAAAGUCGACCAAUCAGAGGGUGAUACAAGAUACAGGAUUGUUCUGAGAAAUUUGGAAGUCAAGGGAUUCAAUGAAUCUGUUCUUGAAUCUGUUCAUAUAGCUCGGGGACGUCUCAAAUCGAAUCUAAGUGAUUUUGAGGCUGGAUAUGUUAGCUACAACGAAUUGAAGGAUCUGGAUUCGAUUAGAUACAGAUUCCAUACACUUGUUAAAGAGCCUAAGAACGCUACUGGUCCAGGAAGAUACAUUGAUAGAGGUACUCAGCUUGUAGCAAGUAAUGAGUCAUUGAGCAAAGUUCAAGAGCAAGAAAAAGAAGAAUCCAAGAAUAUUGAGAAGGAAGAUGAAAAUUUGGAUGUUGUGCAAAAUUCACAAAGUCACCACAGUACUGCUAGAGAUCCUAAUGCUGUUAAGAUACAAAAAAUUCUUAGUACUUUAAAAUCUCAGGAGGAUAGUGCAGCUUCUGAUAAAUCUGUAUCUUCUGGUAAUUUACAAAAUUCACCUGCAAAUGUUCAUGUAGUUUACGCUCAAAGUGUGAAGGUUAAUUCUAAAAAUACCGAAGUGAAGGAUUUGUUGAAGGAAAAUUCUCAUGAAAAUUCUCAAGGUGUUUUGAUAGAAUGUUCAGGAAGUUGUAACAAGAAGCAAAAUCCUUCAAGAGGACAAGAACGAUACCAAUCACAAAUUUUUGAGGAUACCGCUGGUAAAAGUAAUUUUGAUGAACGCGUAGAAGACGUUGAUGUGUCAGCUUCGGAAAGUUUGGAAUCAAAAGAGAAAUUAUUGAGAAAAUAUGAAAGUUCAGUGUCUAAUAAUACAUUCCUAAGAGGAGGGCGACGUUAUCAGGCUGCGAUAAAUAAAAAUCAAUUUAAUGUCUCAACUGAUAAUCCAUCAUCAACAAUUCCACUGGAAAAACGUCCAGGAUAUGUGGACAUAAUUUAUGCCGACAGGAACGACCAGAAGGUGAAGCAUUUUGGAAAUCUAAAAAUAGACUCUGACCAGAAUAUUGAAGUAUACAGCCUGGACGAUAUCAUUAAGGUCUUGCGAGAGAACAGAAGAUACAUCAUUCACAAUUUCACCGAAGGAGAAUCUUUGCUCAAGAGAAACAACUUGCAAAGGAUCGCACAGGAAUCUGACAGAAUAAAGGACCUUAUCAGAUACGCGAAGAAUUACCAGGAAAAAGACGGCUAUUACGAAGAGGGUAUGCGAUUAAUUUAUCACUACGGCGGCGUAAAUAUAAAUAGUAAGAAAAUCGAGGAUUCAGAGAACGAAAAAUCAAAUGAAGCCAGAAGAAGAAAAAGGGAUCAGACCCAGAACGAAUCCGAGGAGGAUGACGUGAUGCACGUGAUACUAAAGAUCCACGUACCACUGCUUCAUGUAAAAGCCGGUUACGUUCUCACCGGUAAGGUCGGCGAGGAACUUCUGCGGGGUAAUGGUCUACUUGAUGGAAACUUUACCGACCUAACCGGCGACUUCACCCUGGAAUUGAAGAGGAUCGAAGAUACUAGUGAAAUGAUAGUAAGAGCAGCUCGUGCAAGACUGACUUCAAGAAGCAGACAGAUUCAUCUGGAUGGUAUGGAUGAUAAAGGACCAGUGAAGUCAAUCUUGGUUCACGGUUUAAUGGCUGCCGAAGCAGUAGCCGCCAUGUUGGCUGACGACUUGGCUAGUAAAGCUUUAAGUGAAAAAAUGGCUGAUUCAAUGAUUUACAAGAUGUAUAAGACACUGCCUAUUGAGUGACAAUAAGUCUGGUUUUUAUAUACUGUAAUAAUUAA